AGGUUUGCCGAAGCUUGGGCAACGCUUCCAUCCUCUCGGAUCAAAAACCAUGAAAGAAUCACCAGGGACAUCACACAUCUGCCCUUCACUAAAGUCAUUUUUUUCCAACAAAGUUGGAAGCAUGCUUUGUAAUUGCAAUUCAUCAAACAAGUACAAGAGAUUAGAUGCAAAGCUUGAAAAGAAGAUGAUGGAAGCCAUCAAACACAGAGGUGCAUCAGGAAAGAAUACAUUCAGAUCAAUGAAUAGCAUAAUCAUGAAGUUUCCUCAAUUCAAAGUGGAGCUGAGAAACAUCAAGAGUGUGUUUGUGCAGUGUGAUGAAGACUCAAAUGGAAUUAUUGACCACAAGGAGCUCAAAAAUUGCUUAAGCAAACUGCAACUACAAUUGUCAGAGAAAGAAAUGGAGGAACUAUUCCAUUCUUGUGACUUUGAUGGCAAUGAAGGAAUGCAAUUCAAUGAGUUCAUUGUCCUCCUUUGUCUCAUCUAUCUCUUGAUAGAACCUUCAAGAUCUUCGCACACUACAUCGAAGAUGGGAUCAGCACAGCUCGAAGAAACUUUUGAUACAAUUGUUCAAGCAUUCUUGUAUCUAGAUAAAAAUGGAGAUGGUAAGUUGAACCAGAAUGACUUGGUCAGGGCAUUGAACGAGGGUUCUCCUUGGGAAAGAUCUCCAGGGCACAUCUCCAAGACGCGUUUCAAGGAAAUGGAUUGGAACAAGAAUGGAAAGGUCAGUUUUAAAGAGUUCCUUUUCGCACUAACCAAUUGGGUUGGGAUUGAUACUGAUGAUGAGAAAGAAGUCCCUAUUACAUGAGGUAUUGUGAAGUAGAUGAUAAACAGUAGAUGUAAAGAAAAAUGAAGCAAACAAACUCUAUUAGGUAAAAUUGCGUUGACGCAGUUCAUUUGUAUGAUCUAUGUGCCAAAAUACUAUCUCAAAUGUAACCUGUGCAUUGAAAUCAUAACUUUCUAUAAGUUCUUUACGAUGGUGUAUCGAUAAGACAUUCAAACUAUAAUGGUUACCAAUAUAA
Molecule: messenger RNA, 1019 nt
Organism: Telopea speciosissima
Lineage: Eukaryota; Viridiplantae; Streptophyta; Magnoliopsida; Proteales; Proteaceae
Product: probable calcium-binding protein CML22
Exons: 5
Coding region: 50-805 (251 amino acids)
Molecular function (GO): calcium ion binding
Source: RefSeq, a predicted model, not a curated record